Sturnus vulgaris (Common starling) is the source of this 345-nucleotide messenger RNA. RefSeq names its product phosphodiesterase 6G (gene PDE6G). Gene Ontology annotation, molecular function: 3',5'-cyclic-nucleotide phosphodiesterase activity; cGMP binding. Lineage: Eukaryota; Metazoa; Chordata; Aves; Passeriformes; Sturnidae. Gene Ontology annotation, cellular component: photoreceptor outer segment membrane. Gene Ontology annotation, biological process: positive regulation of epidermal growth factor receptor signaling pathway; visual perception; positive regulation of G protein-coupled receptor signaling pathway. The record is from RefSeq and is a predicted model, not a curated record.
AUGAGCCUGGAGCCCCCCAAGCUGGAGGUCAAAUCGGCCACCAGGGUGACCGGGGGUCCUGCCACCCCCCGCAAGGGACCCCCCAAGUUCAAGCAGAGGCAGACGAGGCAGUUCAAGAGCAAACCCCCCAAAAAGGGGGUGCAGGGGUUCGGUGACGACAUCCCAGGCAUGGAGGGGUUGGGAACAGACAUCACUGUCAUCUGUCCCUGGGAAGCCUUCAGCCACCUGGAGCUGCACGAGCUGGCUCAGUAUGGAAUCAUUUAGGAUUUGGGCAGGCUCACCAGCCCCGUAGUGCUGUGUAGGUCAAGGCCCCCCUACCUGUGCUGGGGGGGCUUAGCUUGGAAA